UGUUUCAGGUGAUGCUGGCCAGUUGUGCUCGUCAGGAGGACUUACCUGCUGUACAAAGGGAAUGGAGAGUCAGCUGGUGGAGCUGAGUGCCAAAGAAUACCAAACACUCCAGCACAAAGCUAUCGAGCCGCUUCGGUCUUUAUUCACAUCGAGAACAAAUAAAUUUGAUGAAUUCUUCAAAGCUCUAUUGAACAAUUCUUACAACGACUUGCACACAAUGUUUGUGAAAACCUACGGUCUCCUUUACCAGCAGAAUGCAGUUAUCUUCUCCAGGCUGUUUGCUACCCUACACCGUUACUACAGGGGCUACGAUGUAGACCUAAAGGAAGCCCUUAUGUCAUUUUUUGUCUCUUUACUGAAGAAGAUGUAUCAGUUGAUCAAUUCCCAACAGCAACUUAGUGAACGUUACUUGGAGUGCGUUGGAUCCCAAAUGAAAAGUCUUCAGCCCUUUUUGGAUAUACCUAAAAAAUUAUCACAGCAUGUCAAGCGAUCUUUCAUAGUUGCCCGGACCUUUGUACAAGGGCUCAGUAUUGGUCGAGAUGUCAUCAUAAAUGUCUCUAAGAUUGAACCAACCAAGCGCUGUGCUCGCAGUCUGGCGCAGAUGAUGUACUGCCAGCGCUGUAACCAAGUUCCUCACAAGAAACCCUGCACAAACUAUUGUAUGAAAACCAUUGAAGCAUGUCAGCCUUAUCACAAACAGUUCAACGAUGUGUGGAAUGCUUAUAUACAUGCCCUGGAGAAGAUAACGCAGCAACUGAAUGGACCUUUCAACAUAGAAUCUGUUAUUGAUCCCAUCAAUGUUAAAAUAUCAGAUGCCAUCAUGUCUUUCCAGAACAAAGCAGCUGCAGUCACAGAACAAGCUUCUGCCAAAUGUGGCCACCCAUCCUCACGAGUUCCAAGACAUGCAGACAAUAUGGUACAUGAAAAGUUCGUUUAUGAAUGGCCCUCAAAGAAGAACCUUAAACGGCCAAUCACAGCUGCUGGAACGAGUCUCGACCGGCUUGUACGGGACAUUACUGACAAAGUCAAAAUAGCCUACGACUUCUGGAUAAAUGUCCCUUAUUUUGUAUGCAAAGAAUCUCUGUCUUCAAGAGGUGCUCCAGUCAGUAAAUAUCAGGUGACGUUAGGUAACCUGUCCUCGGUCACAGCCAUGACACCUAACGAAGAAAAUUGUUGGUCUGCAAAUGGAAAAGACAGUGAUUGGUCUGUGAUGCUGAAGGACGAAACGGAUCUGUCGGAAGACUCGGAUCCCGAAUUGAAGCAAAUGAAGACCGUGAUUUCAUAUCAGAUGACGCAGCUGAGGAGUAUAACGAUGAAGCUGGAGGACGCAUACAACGGGGAGGACGUGGAGUCUUUGAUAAACGACAUCUACGGCAGUGGGGACAGCAGUGGUUACGAUGACCUCAGUGGAUCGGGCAGUGGUGAUCAUGAGGACGAUUCCAUCACGUACAAGGAAAACAAUGAACACCAAUCAAACACUGACGGCUACUACUUUGCAUCCACUACUCCGCGUACCAAAUCUUUCAGACCUGCGCCUGACGAUCGGUCAUCGGCCAGAGCGCCGCACUGGUCAGUGGCCGUACUCAGCCUAGUAUUCACCUCUCAACUAUUAUACACUCAUUUGUUUUUUUAAGAACUCCCAUGAAUAUAUAAAUAUAUAUACA
This is a messenger RNA of Octopus sinensis (East Asian common octopus), 1664 nucleotides long. Its product is annotated as glypican-6. Gene Ontology annotation, biological process: regulation of signal transduction; cell migration; regulation of protein localization to membrane. Gene Ontology annotation, cellular component: extracellular region; synapse; cell surface. Bases 62 to 1633 code for a protein of 523 amino acids. The transcript is spliced from 7 exons. The record is from RefSeq and is a predicted model, not a curated record. Lineage: Eukaryota; Metazoa; Mollusca; Cephalopoda; Octopoda; Octopodidae.